Messenger RNA from Cephus cinctus (wheat stem sawfly), 1661 nucleotides. RefSeq names its product growth arrest-specific protein 1. The record is from RefSeq and is a predicted model, not a curated record. Bases 481 to 1254 code for a protein of 257 amino acids. Gene Ontology annotation, biological process: regulation of cell cycle. Lineage: Eukaryota; Metazoa; Arthropoda; Insecta; Hymenoptera; Cephidae. The transcript is spliced from 5 exons.
CUGUGGGUCGAUGGUGGGGAUUGUAGUACCGGGGCCUUCGGCCCUGGAGCCGUCACAACUCAAUAUAGUUCCUCAGAGGCCGGGGCCGUACGCGAACGUGAACCAGACUCAAUCUGGCCACUACCAGUCAGUCUGCUAGAAUUUUUCGAGCUCUGUUCGUAGAACGGUAGAUCAUUAAAAAAUAUAUUUUUACUGAAAUUGCUACCGAGUAAAGAGAAAAGAUUUGAUAAAAAACUUUUUCAUCCUCAACAGUCGCUGUUAUAUUACAAUAACAUUGUAACUCAUUGUAUCGAGGAGACAAAUUCUUUAUCAACAAAUAUUACGAAUUCUCCGUUAAUCUUGUAUCUACAGUCUGUGAAUCGUUACAUAUAUAUGAUACAAACGACGAUUAUUCGGUAAAGUGAUAGUGUGAAUAAUUCGUGCUAGUGAGUUGAGAAAACAAUGUGAUAGCGAAGACACGGAGACAAUAAACAGAGGAGGAUGACUAGCAGCGGGAAAUCAAUGGACAUCGUCCUGCUCCUGACGGUACUGCUGACGAUCUGCAUGAGCAGUACCACCUCGUCGAGAGCUUGCAACGACAUUAAGAUGAAGUGCGCCUACAGGAGUGGAUGUGGCGCGGCGCUUCAGCAAUAUCUUAUGGGGUGUUCGGGUGUACUUCACGGGGACGUCAAUGAUUGCCCAGAGACUUGUCAGCAUGCACUUAUUGCACUGACGAGCACGGACGAGGGCAAGGAACUCAUGACGUGCGAGUGCGCGCACAACGACUACGUGUGUCUUCAGUCGAAGCAGAGGGUGGAAGUAUGCAGGGCAUCCGUCACCAUGACUAUGAAUAGGACCAGAGUGUCCUGCAGGAUAGCCACCUGGAUAUGUAUUGCGGAUGCACUGUGCUCGAAGGCCAUGGAUUAUUAUAAUACUUACUGCUGGAAAAUGUUUCGCGGCAAGAAAUGUACACACAGGUGUCACAACUCGAUUGCCAUACUGAGACGUCAGGAGAAAGCUGCCAAAUUGAAUACGUGCAUCUGCGAUGGUACAGAGGAUUAUGACUGCAGGGGUAUACGUCGCAAUAUGAAUGCUCUUUGCUUUGGCAAGGUACAUCACGAUUAUCAUGAGGUGAAGAAGGUCGUAGGUGAUACCAGGACUAACGAGAUACUCAGGGACGAUGCGAAUCUUCGAGGAGACGGGAUACGGAAUCUGGUGAACAGAGUGACGCUGGCCUUGACCAUCGUUAUACUCCUGCUCAGUAGGCAAGACUGAAAGUGAAAAGCAGCAGCCAGGAGAAUCCAUUGAACAGUAUUCCGCGAGUGAAUAACCAAAGAUCCUAAAACUUACCAGUUGGUGCGACUUGGGGAAAUAUGAAAGGAAGGAAUCAAGAUGGAGGAUCAAGAAGGAUUGAAAUUUGGCAAAAAGCACGAAAUUUGUUCAACCGGAACCUCAUCCACUGUUACGUUAUUACGGGAGGAUAUCAUGAGAAAAAUAGCGUUCGAGAAUUAAAAAUAAUUCAAAAAAUGAAGAACGUGAAAGCACGAGUUCAGCACUGUACAUUGAGUGUAUAAUAGAGCUAUAAAUAAUGAUUAUUAAUAAUUAAUAAUUUAUAACGAGUGAUUCGAGCAUGCGAUUGCGUGUGUGUGAUGCGUGUGUAAAUAAAGUAAGCGUGUAAAUUA